CGAAAAGCAGGAUCCACCGGAUGCUUCAAGAGGUAGAAGUUCCCUGCUCCAAGAAGAUUCCUUGUCUGCUUCUCAAGAUGCUAUUCUUGGUCAACAGAGGCGACGUGGACGAACCACUUCACUCCUUGACUCAACAUCAACAAGUGAAAAUGUACAAGGACGAGACGGAGAGCGACGCGAUAGUGACUCCAGUGUCCUUGAUGAAGUUGAC
This is a messenger RNA of Amoebophrya sp. A25, 211 nucleotides long. NCBI's taxonomy places the organism in Eukaryota, Dinophyceae, Syndiniales, Amoebophryaceae. The record is from the annotation of a GenBank genome assembly.